AAUAAGCCACCAGCAAUGAAACUCCACGCUGCAGCUAUCCUGGUCAUCUUCUGGCUUGGCGUCUUCACUGUGCACACAGUGAAAGGGAGCGUUGGAAGUCAGUCCAUGCACAGAAGGAGUUGUGUAGAUCUGUCUACACGUCAACUGAAGAUUGAAAACCUUGUCAACUAUAGAAAGCAAGAAGAUGCAGUAAAUGCCAUCAUGUUUAUCACCUCAAAAGGUGUCAAGAUCUGCGUAAGCAGUGAUCAGAAAUGGGUGAAGGCUGCUAUGAAGCAUAUAGACCAAAGACGUAUCACUAAACGCAGAUAAUCCUGUCUAGGCAAGCAUCUACAGCCAACUAAAUGGAAUCAUCAUCACUGCUGCACAUAACAGGGAAUAAAGCCUUAGUAUCUGCUUUUGAUUCCUAUUUAUGGCAAUGGCAAUAAAAGCUCUGA
Messenger RNA from Phalacrocorax carbo (great cormorant), 434 nucleotides. The record is from RefSeq and is a predicted model, not a curated record. NCBI's taxonomy places the organism in Eukaryota, Metazoa, Chordata, Aves, Suliformes, Phalacrocoracidae.